AUGAUCCGAGCCAUUUUCUUCGCCACGGCCUUCAUCGGCGCCGCAGCGGACUUAGUCCAACGUCUGAACAUGACGGGCAAGUUGAUGUGUUUUUCGAAACCUGCCUGGGCCUCCUGGAUCCUUCUUAUCGACAAUGACGGUUCGUACCGACCUUCUCAUCUCAUCGGAAGACUCCUUCUAGUGUUCAUCGACGAGGUCAUCGACAACACGGUGGCCGACGCCAUUGGCCGCUUCAAACUCUCCGGCUGGGCUUCGGACCCCGACGGCUCUAUCGAACCGGCUCUCAUCGUCCAGCACUCGUGUGGAAUUCACGGAGAGGUGAAGCCAAGAAAAGUUCCGAACUGAAACUUGUCUUUAGGAGUACGACAUAUCGGCGCCUUACACAACGAUAGUCCGACUGCCUCUCACGCUGUUCGACGGCACCACGCAGAACAUCACGAUCGACCUGGAUCAACACCGACGACGUUACCGGACCACCUUCGAGAGCCUCUGCUCCUCGCUGAACAGCAUGCGGAUCAACAUCUCCAAGGUCUUCGAUCGCCAGAUGCGGCAGUUGUUUGGCGCCAAGGACAUGUGA
Molecule: messenger RNA, 577 nt
Organism: Caenorhabditis auriculariae
Lineage: Eukaryota; Metazoa; Nematoda; Chromadorea; Rhabditida; Rhabditidae
Source: the annotation of a GenBank genome assembly